CCUAACCUAUCGAUGAGCACAAUUUUGCGCUCGUGCGUCAACAGCCAUCGAUAGCGAAGUCGCAGCCGCCCGCCGCCCAGCUUCAGCCCCAAAUGGACGGUCCUCACGCCAUCACCACGUUGCAAAUUACAAAGCUCGCCGUAGGCGAUCACGAUCCUCAUCGUCAUUAUUCAAUAAUUAAAAAUUAUUUUAAAAAAUCCAUUUACUUUUCUUCUUCCACAUUUCUGGGCUGACUCACCUACAUUUUCCCGUGAUGAUUUUUCGGCGUUCCGUUUGUUCAGACGUUGGGGUUUAAGCACAGCCAAUCAAGGCAUUUGACAUUUAAUCCCUCCCAGUGAUAAACAUUACACAUAAUCUGCGACUUUAUUGAGCACCAGAGUUCUUUCUUAUAAUCGAGUUGCAGAUUAAGGUGUGUGGGGAUGGCGGCUCGGAGGAUCUCGGUGCUUCUCUCUCGCUCGUUUGCUUCUGCUUCUUCCGCUGGUUUGAUUUCUCGAUCGAGGAACUCUGGCCUGGGAAGAGAUUUCUGCAGAUAUGGUACUGCUGCUGCUGCUAUUGAAGAGCCUAUUGCUCCACAUGUUAAAGUGAAUCAUACUCAGCUUUUAAUCAAUGGACAAUUUGUUGAUGCUGCAUCAGGAAAAACAUUCCCAACGUUGGACCCCAGGACAGGUGAUGUGAUUGCUCAUGUUGCUGAAGGUGAUGCCGAAGAUAUCAACCGAGCUGUCUCUGCUGCUCGCAAGGCAUUUGAUGAAGGACCAUGGCCAAAGAUGACUCCAUAUGAAAGGUCAAAAAUAAUUUGGCGCUUUGCCGAUUUACUUGAAAAGCACUGCGAUGAUAUUGCGGCACUAGAGACUUGGGAUAAUGGAAAACCAUAUGAACAGGCUGCUAAAAUUGAAAUACCAAUGGUGGUCCGUGUAUUUCGAUACUAUGCUGGUUGGGCAGAUAAGAUUCAUGGUCUCACAGCUGCUUCUGAUGGAUCACAUCAUGUACAAACCUUGCACGAACCAAUCGGGGUUGCCGGCCAGAUUAUUCCAUGGAAUUUUCCUCUUCUCAUGUUUGCUUGGAAGGUUGGGCCUGCAUUAGCAUGUGGUAAUACCAUUGUUCUAAAGACGGCUGAGCAGACACCAUUAUCUGCUAUUUAUGCGGCAAAUCUGUUUCAUGAGGCUGGGCUUCCUUCUGGUGUUCUAAAUGUGGUUUCGGGUUUUGGUCCAACUGCUGGUUCUGCUCUUGCCAGUCACAUGGAUGUGGACAAGCUUGCUUUCACUGGAUCAACAGAUACAGGAAAAAUUAUCCUUGAAUUGGCAUCUAGAAGUAAUCUUAAGCCAGUGACUUUGGAGCUUGGGGGGAAAUCUCCUUUCAUCAUAUGUGAGGAUGCUGAUGUAGAUAAGGCAGUUGAGAUGGCUCACUUCGCUCUUUUCUUUAAUCAGGGACAAUGUUGCUGUGCUGGCUCUCGUACAUUUGUACAUGAGCGUGUGUACGAUGAGUUCAUAGAAAAAGCAAAGGCACGCGCUUUGAAACGUGUUGUUGGUGAUCCAUUCAAGGCAGGCAUUGAACAGGGUCCCCAGAUUGACUCAACUCAAUUUGAGAAGAUCCUUAAGUACAUUAGAUCUGGGACUGAAAGUGGAGCUACCCUUGAAACUGGAGGAGAGCGAUUUGGCAGCAAGGGCUUCUAUAUUCAGCCCACCGUUUUCUCCAAUGUCAAGGAUGACAUGUUGAUAGCGAAGGAUGAGAUCUUUGGUCCAGUGCAAUCUAUCUUGAAAUUCAAGGAUCUUGAUGAAGUGGUAAGAAGAGCGAAUGAUACACGCUAUGGAUUGGCUGCAGGAGUCUUCACCCAGGACAUGGACACUGCCAAUACUUUGACACGGGCAUUGAAAGCAGGGACAGUAUGGGUUAACUGCUUUGAUGUCUUUGAUGCUGCUAUUCCUUUUGGAGGAUACAAAAUGAGUGGACAUGGUAGAGAAAAGGGUGUUUACAGUCUGAAUAACUACUUGCAAGUGAAGGCUGUUGUUACUCCUUUGACGAAUCCUGCGUGGUUAUAGAUGUGCAUGUUCAUUUUGAUUAUCUGUGAUAUUUGUGAAAAUAAAGAGGGAGCAGUAUCAAAAUUUUUGGUUGCAUUUGCCUCCUGUUGACAAUGAUGAUGACGAUCAUAAAAUAUUGCUGCUUGAUUGAUAUGGACUUGAAGAAGGAACUCAGUUGCAUAGUUUUUCUGAUGAUUCAGGGAAAAAGCUCAGAUUAUGCAAAUGUACAUUUCUUGGAAUGACGGCUCCUCUUGUUAGAUUUGCUCUGUUUUUAUUGUUAACUGUUUUUGAGGAGACACUGCGCAUGUUCUGUUUGCCCUGUGUUGUGGUUAAUAAAAUUUUUAUUUAUAGCCAAACAAA
Messenger RNA from Malania oleifera, 2375 nucleotides. RefSeq names its product benzaldehyde dehydrogenase, mitochondrial-like. The record is from RefSeq and is a predicted model, not a curated record. The transcript is spliced from 12 exons. The coding region runs from base 420 to 2036 and encodes 538 amino acids. NCBI's taxonomy places the organism in Eukaryota, Viridiplantae, Streptophyta, Magnoliopsida, Santalales, Ximeniaceae. Gene Ontology annotation, molecular function: aldehyde dehydrogenase (NAD+) activity.